AUGCAGACGUCCACCAUGCCCGAUGGUACCGUCUUCAUUGCUGUGGGCGCCAUUCUCGGCGCAUUCGGUCUCGCCAUCCUGCUCUGGCGCGCCAUCAUCGCCUGUCUGCUGCACCGCUCGGUCGAGAAGGCUGCGAUGGCACAACACCUUGCCAACGACAAGACACCAUUUCCGACCCCUCCCGCGCCUUUCUACAAGUAUACCGAUCACGAAUCCGGCUCGGCACAGAACGUGGGCUCUGGCAGAGGCGUGCGCAGGACCAACAGAGGCCCCGUCCCGUCGGCGACGCCGUCUCAAACGAACUUGUUCUUCUCGCCUACCGCUGUGGCCGGCGCGAAUCCUCGCGACUCGACGUACCGUGAUGCUCCCAACCGGAACUCGACCUACCGAGACUCGCGCUUCCUGCCCGCUGGGUUCUACGCCGCCGGUCAAUCGUCCUCCCCGCACAAUGUCGACGGCGGCGACGGCUCCUCGAUCAGCCUGAACAACCUGCGACCGGAUUCGCGAGGGCAUGCACACAGGCUGUCGGCUCAGCCCCUCACCGAGUCACCCGACUUUGGCCCUCAGCGGUCACCGAUGGGCCACAGCACGAGCAGUGUCAAUCUCAACGCACCGGCUGGCGGACGGGCGCCCAGCGCCUACCUGGAUGACCUGCUCGCAGAGAAUCCCGAGAUGUUUCCACCUUCAGGGAGCACGCCGACGCCUACCAACGCCACCCACCCGAACCAUCCUUACCGGCAGAGCGGCCGGUUCUAGUUGGACCCGAUGAAUCCUUGUCUGGAGACCAAGCUCUCCAAGGUUUCGGAGUGGAGCGGCGAGUCUCGUGCUACACAUGAGGCUAAAUUUCUACGGGACGGUCAGGAACAUGAGACCCUGUAAAAUUAAAACCCAGAGAAGAGGAGGAAAAGGACAAGAAGGCGCGGGAUACGCAGAGGUAACUGCAUUUUUAAUUAAUGUGGAGGCUGUGUUGUGAUGGAAAACGUGAUCAAGUUGGCUGGAGUUUGCGGGUUGGAAUUUUGCUGCCUCUUGGCCAUCAUUGACGAGGUUCUGGCGUGUUUUCACCCUCUCAAGGCACUGCCCUUCUCAGGCUUGGGCAUUAGAACGGAGUUGACCAGGGAGAUUGGGAACAGAAACCUUUACGGUUCUUCCUUAGUUUUUGGCUUGAUUGCUUUCUUGAGUACGUAUGAACGUGCUCUCUUUUUUUUUUGUAUAUUGCUACCUUUGCUACAUCAAUGGAUAUCCUCCAUUC
This is a messenger RNA of Cryphonectria parasitica EP155, 1249 nucleotides long. RefSeq lists its product as uncharacterized. Gene Ontology annotation, cellular component: fungal-type vacuole. The transcript has a single exon. Bases 1 to 756 code for a protein of 251 amino acids. The record is from RefSeq and is a predicted model, not a curated record. NCBI's taxonomy places the organism in Eukaryota, Fungi, Ascomycota, Sordariomycetes, Diaporthales, Cryphonectriaceae.